Molecule: messenger RNA, 1286 nt
Organism: Melozone crissalis (California towhee)
Lineage: Eukaryota; Metazoa; Chordata; Aves; Passeriformes; Passerellidae
Gene: RAB40C
Product: RAB40C, member RAS oncogene family
Exons: 6
Coding region: 126-983 (285 amino acids)
Biological process (GO): protein localization to plasma membrane; intracellular signal transduction
Cellular component (GO): plasma membrane; endosome; synaptic vesicle
Molecular function (GO): GTPase activity; GTP binding
Source: RefSeq, a predicted model, not a curated record
CCUCCUCCGCCGCAGGUCCCAGCGCGGCCCCGGCGGAAGAUGCGCGGCCGGCGGUGAGCGGCGGCGGGGCAGAGGCCGCAGCCCGAGGCUGGCGGGCGGAGGAUGCGGGCCGGGCCGCCCCGCCGAUGAGAGGCAGGAUGGGCACCCAGGGCAGCCCGGUGAAGAGCUACGAUUACCUGCUCAAGUUCCUGCUGGUGGGGGACAGCGACGUGGGCAAGGGGGAGAUCCUGGAGAGCCUGCAGGACGGCGCCUCCGAGUCCCCCUACGCCUACAGCAACGGAAUUGAUUACAAGACCACUACUAUCCUGUUGGACGGCAGAAGGGUCAAGCUGGAACUCUGGGACACCUCAGGGCAAGGAAGAUUUUGCACUAUUUUCAGAUCCUACUCCAGGGGAGCCCAGGGAAUUCUCUUGGUGUAUGACAUCACUAAUCGCUGGUCCUUUGAUGGGAUAGACCGAUGGAUAAAGGAAAUAGAUGAGCACGCCCCAGGUGUGCCCCGGAUCCUGGUGGGGAACAGGCUGCACCUGGCCUUCAAGCGGCAGGUGCCCACGGAGCAGGCGCGCGCCUACGCCGAGAAGAACUGCAUGACCUUCUUCGAGGUGAGCCCCCUGUGCAACUUCAACGUCAUCGAGUCCUUCACCGAGCUGUCCCGCAUCGUCCUCAUGCGCCACGGCAUGGAGAAGAUCUGGAGACCCAACCGAGUGUUCAGCUUACAGGACCUGUGCUGCCGAGCCAUCGUGUCCUGCACCCCGGUGCACCUCAUUGAUAAGCUGCCCUUGCCCGUCACCAUCAAGAGCCACCUGAAAUCCUUCUCCAUGGCCAACGGCAUGAACGCCGUGAUGAUGCACGGCCGCUCCUAUUCCCUGGCCAGCAGCGGGGGCGGCAGCAGCAGCAAAGGGAACAGCUUGAAGAGAUCCAAAUCCAUCCGGCCGCCCCAGAGCCCCCCACAGAACUGCUCGCGCAACAACUGCAAGAUCUCUUAGCAGGAUGGGCACCCCGAGCUUCUGUCGGCUCCGCGCCCGCCCGCCCGUGUACAGCUGUUUGCACACCGAACCCUUCUCCGCUGGAUCCUUGCAGAUGGGCCACGGUUGCUUUUCCAAUGGCACGCACGAGCGUUAGGAAUGUGCUCGCGUUUUGGCUUGGCAUAGGAAGAAGCAUGGUGCCGGCUGGAUCCCGCAGCGCUGGCGGGGAGAGGAUCUGCCAAGUGACCCUCCAAGAAUGCUUUGGGCUUUGCCUCUUGGCCUGGGGUGGAAAAUUCAGCAGCUGCCGGGUUAGGGAGGGGGGAA